Messenger RNA from Dufourea novaeangliae, 567 nucleotides. RefSeq lists its product as uncharacterized. The transcript has a single exon. The annotation marks the transcript as partial. The record is from RefSeq and is a predicted model, not a curated record. Lineage: Eukaryota; Metazoa; Arthropoda; Insecta; Hymenoptera; Halictidae.
AUGAGUUGCUCAAACAUACAAAAAAUUGAACAAUUGUGCAACAAUAAUUACGAAUCGUGGAAAAUCCAAAUAAAAAGUAUUUUGCGGCUGAAUGAACUAUGGGGUUACGUAAAUGGUACAAUAAUAAAGACGGGAGAAAAUGAUGCAGGGUGGAUCGUGAAGGACGAGAAAGCUCUCGAUUUAAUCAUUCUGAGUCUGCACAAAUCUCAAUUUAAUCAUGUGAAGCGGGUUGAGGCGUCACUGGAAGCAUGGGAGGCGCUGAAGAAAGUGCACGAGUCAAAAGGGCCCAUGAAACAGUGUGUCCUUUUCAAACAACUGUACAGGAUGAGAAAGGAGAGUAACCAAAGCAUGGCCCAGUACAUUGACGAUUUUGUCGAUAAGUUGGAACAACUCACCGAAGCAGGUAUAAAAUUGCCAGAUACAGUCAUACCAAUAAUGUUGUUAUUCUCUCUGCCUAGUCAAUAUGAAACCUUCUGCGUCGCCAUCGAAUCAAGAGAAAAGGUACCUACGCUAGACGAACUAAACGUAAAACUGCUCGAAGAGGAAAUUAGGAAAGCAGAUAAUGAG